Molecule: messenger RNA, 144 nt
Organism: Vairimorpha ceranae
Lineage: Eukaryota; Fungi; Microsporidia; Nosematidae
Exons: 1
Coding region: 1-144 (47 amino acids)
Source: RefSeq, a predicted model, not a curated record
AUGUACCCAAUGAGGACGGCUACAGAAAGCAUCCCAGCACCACGAACCAGCGGAAGUCCUUUUGGCAGAUGUAUUGAGGGAGAGAAGCCCAUCAAUACAUCUACAAAGAAGGGUAAAAAAAAGCGAGAAAGAAAAAGAUAUUGA